AUGGUUGUGUUACCAAUCAGUUCUCUCAAAUGGCUUCAAGUUUUAGCUCAUGCUACAAUAUUUUACGGUGGAUGUGGAUUUGUUUUACUUCAUGCUGGUAGGUUUUUUAUUUAGUUUUUUUUGCCAGAGAAGUGUUUUUAGCCAAUUGUAAAAAAAAAUGAAAUUUUUUAAAAUUAUGUCUUUUAAAUAACAUAUGAAACUUUUUUGAAUAACAAUAGAGUUCAUUUGUAACAAACUCCUCUAUAACAAACUCUUAUAUAAAAAACUUCUCUAUUUGUAACAAACUUUAUACAGUGGAACUCUUGUAUAACGAAUCGCUCGAAGACUUGAAAUGUGUUCUUUAGAAAGGAUGGAUUUUUUAAGUGCAUACUAAGGACGUUAUGAUUUUUUAUAGAAUGCCCAUUUUCUCCGGAAUUACAAAUAUUUUCAGUUUGGCAGCUUGUUGAGAAGAAAAAUGUAGCUCGGUAGUUUUUAACCUUUUUCUUGGAACACCAUGUUCAGGAGUUCCACUGUAUUUAGUAAUUCGUAGGUUUUUUGAAAUUAAUUUAGUACAUUAGUGUGAGGACAAGGUAAAAUACGUAUAAUUCAAAUUUUUUUCUUUUUUAAACCUAUCUUUAAUCAAUAAGCCAACUCUUAUUCUACUGUAAUAAUACAAAAAAUACUAUAAAAUAAUGUUUGAAAAAAUACAUAGGUUGCAAAGUAACUUCUAUUCUUUCAGCACGAUUCAUAGUAGCUCUAACAACACCGUUCAUUCAUGAAAGCAAUCAAACUUUGGUUAUUUUGCCAAGAAUAGAUGCUGACGUACCUUUGAAGUAUUCAAUGACACCAUUGUACGAGUGGAGAGUGGUACCCAAGAAGAUCAAGUGA
Molecule: messenger RNA, 867 nt
Organism: Bursaphelenchus okinawaensis
Lineage: Eukaryota; Metazoa; Nematoda; Chromadorea; Rhabditida; Aphelenchoididae
Source: the annotation of a GenBank genome assembly